Molecule: messenger RNA, 822 nt
Organism: Rotaria socialis
Lineage: Eukaryota; Metazoa; Rotifera; Eurotatoria; Philodinida; Philodinidae
Source: the annotation of a GenBank genome assembly
AUGAACGACAACCGACAAGUUAAUGAUACAGGACGAUCUGUUUCAUGUAUGUUCUGCAAUGAAAAAUCUGCAUCAACAGAGGAAAUGAGAAUACAUUUGUUGGCCUGUGGUAAUAAAACUGAUCUGUGUCCCAAAUGUAAAAAAUUCAUUCGACGAGCUGUGUUUGCUUAUCAUUAUGAAAAUAAUUGUGCCAACCUCGAUGAGAUAGACAAUGUUCGUGAUCGUGCUGCUGGCACAUAUGUUGUUCCGUCAGCACAACAAGCUGCAAGUCGCGAAAGAAAUAUUACAAUAAUGGACGUUGAUCUUCCAAUGCAACCAAAUAGAGAAAGUAACACAAACCAACGAUCGAGUUCAGGAAUAAAAACAACUAUGUUGUGCGAAUUGUGUAAUGGUGAGUGUGAACCAGCUCAGAUCGAAGCGCACCGGAUAUUUUGCCUUCAGAAUCCAAAUAGGAUCGGAAAAAGAACCACAACAUUGGCUGGUGGAAGCUCGAAUCAGUAUUCAGAUCGAUUGCAACAUGAACACCCAUCAAGUGAUGCUGCUCUGAUUCCUUGUGAAUAUUGUCAAAAACACAUUGAAUGGCGUCUUUUUGAAAAUCAUACGAAGUAUUGCGGCGUGCAAGCUCAAGAACAAAGACAACAGCAAUCGAGAUUCGUCCACGUCCAGCAAACCGACAAUAAUCGUAUGGUUCGAUGUAAAUAUUGUAAUCAAGAGCGCCGGCAGGAGUAUAUGAGCGGUCAUGAGAGAGUGUGUCUACAGUCAUAUAAUUUUGCUGGUAUGGUUUCCUACGCAGACGUAUGUCGUCUGCCAGGGUUUCAAUAA